Molecule: messenger RNA, 1560 nt
Organism: Penicillium canariense
Lineage: Eukaryota; Fungi; Ascomycota; Eurotiomycetes; Eurotiales; Aspergillaceae
Exons: 1
Coding region: 1-1560 (519 amino acids)
Source: RefSeq, a predicted model, not a curated record
AUGGCUCACCAUGGCCAUCGCCAUGACCGGAUCAGCAGGCUUAUCAGAGCAAAGCAUCGAUUAGCGGCGGGUGAGGCAGAUCCUGUCGACUUAGAUCUGCUCGGCGGCGCGAACACCAUUCAGAAGCCUGCUUUUUCUUCCUCGGAUAUUCUGUCAAGUGAUGCGAAUUGUGAUCCGUUGCAAAAUACUACCUGUCUCGAGGAUAUGCGGGACACUGCUGAAGUGUUCCUCCCGAAACGGCAAGAGGCGGAAACGCCCUCCACCACAGUGGUCGAGACCCUCGUCCAAGUGGUGGACACCAACUCUCAGACCUUAUGGCAAUCGGUCGGCGUCAACUUUCCUGUGACCAUUUCCGACCCAGCAUUCGGCGCUCUCACUAUCACCGGCAGUUCACCUGCAUCGACUGACGCAUUGCUUUCCUCGACAUUUCCGCACAGUACAGCCGUCCAGCCAAUGUCGUCAAUGUCGGCGGAAAGUCCAGUGCCUACGACCAAACAGCCCGCCGCCAUUUCAUCACCCAGGGCUUCCUCCUCGGUUAUUAGCUCUGUGCCAUACACGUCAACUCGUCUCAUUCCGUCGUCACGCUCUGCUACGCCUUUGCCCACUUCAACCUCAGUUGCCGCGGUAGGCAAUUACUUUUCAUCCUCCAGCUCGCCCACCACAACAAGCUUCUUUUCUCAUACCUCAGACUCGUCUACCUCCACUGCAUCAUUGAGAGGCACUGAAGCGACUGGCUCAGGCACUGGCAGCGGCAGCGGCGGCGGCAGCGGAUCUGCGCCCACCACGAGUCAAGCACAGUCUUCGUCAGGUUCCGGAUCGGGUAUCGAUCCUACUACAUCUAAAAUCGUCGGUGGGGUCGUAGGAAGCGUGGCUGGUCUUACUAUGAUAGUCCUGCUUCUAUUUUAUUUCUUCCGUCGGCGAAAGCUUCUCCUCCAACAGCAGGGUCCCGCGGCUCUUCUUCCAUCUGAUGCUGGCGGGACGACUCGAGAAGCGGUUGAAAGAUCUUCGAGCAAUGAUCCACUCUUUUCGGCAGCAUACCUUGCACCGGCGUUCAUGAAACGUUGGCGCCACUCGACUAUGACCAUGAAGACUGAGAGCACCGUCUCCUCCUCGGCUCCCAGCGAGCGUGGGUUCCAGAAGAUCUCCGGGCGCAAGAUUCCUCCCGUCCUUACCCACGGUGGUGAUGGCUACGGCGGUGGAUUGGAAGGUGACUCUCCAACCAUUCCAGGGUUGCCUCCCAUAUCGCCAGCGGGAGGCCCGCUCUCCUCGUCCCCACAAGCACCGCCCCCCACAUCACCGUACGGCAUGGUACUCGACACAAAAUAUACACAGGAAGCCGAGGAACAUGCGGACUCCUCAGUGCGACCCUUGCCUUUCCGUCUUCCCGUCUCCAGUUCGGUGAAUUUUGGUACUCCAACUACCGUAACGCCAUCGCACCCAAUCGCCCAACCCCAGACCGCCGUCCCGGUAGGGCCCCUACGGCCCGAUGGGUUAGGCCGCAGCCUUCCCAGCCACGAUGGAAGUCGCAGCAGUCGAUUCACGGAGAGCCUAGAUCGGUGA